GCGUUGCGCGGAACGUCGGAUAUCCCUCUCUCUUCUCGUCCUCAUCUCGUCCUCUCUCCUCUCCCGUCCCAUCCCGGAACCGAGAUUUGUUAAUAUCGAGCGCGUUCUAGCUAGUACCGUGCCAAAAUGGCCGGCGUUUAGUCGUCCCUUAGUUCGGAUUUAAGUCGCUUGCUUAUCUUUCGGCUGUUUACAUAUUACCGAGCUAUCAUCUCCUCUUCUCACUUCGCUCCGAAACGCUCGUGUUUCAUCCAACGCUUUUCGCACGUUCCGUCUAUAAUACAAAUUUAAUUUAAUAUUGUUUAAGAAAUUUUAUAUAAGGAGCAAAAAUAUAUAUAGUGUCUCGUAAAUAUAUAUUAUAUAUUCAAAAUUUUAUAAUUGCAGACACAUAUAUUAAUCGUAAAUAAAAAGUCGCGUCACGAUCUUCGAAUUAGUCACGGAAUUGAUUGUAAAAGCAAUGAUGCUAUUGUAUUGAUAAAGUAAUUUAAGUGCGUAAAAAGAGAUCUUCAUAUAAAUAUAAUUCCAAGUAGUCGCGAAUUAAAAUUGCGGCGACUUUUUCGCGGCAGACACUCGGUAGACACAUCGGCGACGUCGGUAGCAACUAAACAGCUGACUGUUCUAAAACCGCGCUUAAACAAGCAAACGAGGCCGCGAAACAACGGUGGAUCAAUGCGCGUAUAGGAGACGUCGUUUGUAUCCGCGAAUCGACGUGGAUUAACUUCAAAUUAGACGAAAGUCGGUGUUUCCUUUGAGCAAAGCCGCCGCUGAUAGCGCUCCGUUAACUUUAUAAAAAGGAGCAUGUCCGCGGAAGCGACUACGGUGCUGCUGAAGAAGAGGGAGAGGACGCAGAAUUGGAUCCCCGAGGAGAAGAACGCUCUGUUUACCCUGAUCAAGCACCACGUGAACGCGAUCGAGAACAAGAAAAUCGACGCGGCCGCGUCCGCGAUGAAGUCCCUCGCCUGGCAACAGAUCUAUUGCGCAUUCCGCGGCAGAUUUUCGGCAGAUCGGGACAUCACCAGGAUCAGGGAACAAUGGCGACGGAUGAAGGCGCAGGCAAGAAUGGAGAUGUACACGUACGCGGAAAAGGUGCGAACUUUGGGACCGGAAGCGGCCGUCAAGUCCCAACCAUCGAAUCUAUCGAUCGAGGUAUGGCGAUUGAUGGAGAGCGUGCGUAAGAACGAUUGCGAGGCCGAUCGUUCGGACGACAGUAGUCAGGAUAAUGAAAAUCCGACAAAUCGAACGGCGAUACACGCCAUCCUGGAUAAAUUGACGUUACCCACGCCGGAGACGUCAGGUUGGGCUUUCGGACGCGGUUUUCGAGCAACCCCUCGCUACUUUCGAAAUUAUCAUUAUAUUCAAAAUUAUCGGGACGAUUAUUUAGGGCAGGGACACGAGAUUAAGAUCGAGGUCAACAGCGAUACGGAGGAUGAGAACAGUCGCGGCGAAUUGUCGCAAAAACUAUCGGAUGACGGUUUCUUGCCGCAGAAGCGUUCCAGGAUCGCGACAGAGAACGAGCCCGUAGACCUUGUCGAACAAAAAACCGCUUGCCCCGACAGCGUAUCGACGUCCCGUAUUGACGAUGCGACAGAACUCAACGACGCGAGGAACGAGUUAUCCUCCGCUUCCAUGGGUUGGAACAACCCGGUCUCAUCCGACAAAGACAAAUCGGUGCAGAGAGCCAUGUGGAUCUUCAAGUCUACGCAACGCGAGCACGAGAUCAAAUUGCGGAUGCUGCACAUCGAGCUGGAACGUGCAGAAUUGCAAAAGCAGACUGCCAUCAAUGAAUUGAAAACAUCCGAGAUCAAGAAGCAGUUGAUGGAAGAUCAAGCCGCCGAAUACUAUAGGUCGAUUUAUUCGGUUCUCAACAUUCUUAUACACGUAUUAGCGAUUCUAGUUUAAUUCGAAUGCUCCAAAAAAGUAUGCUCGACGUUUGAAAUCGCGGGAAUCCGUCGAUAUUCGCGGCGCCUGCAUCGCCGGGCGCGACUGAUUGUGAGUUUUACGUUCUAAG
Molecule: messenger RNA, 2005 nt
Organism: Formica exsecta
Lineage: Eukaryota; Metazoa; Arthropoda; Insecta; Hymenoptera; Formicidae
Exons: 3
Coding region: 796-1896 (366 amino acids)
Source: RefSeq, a predicted model, not a curated record